Neofelis nebulosa (Clouded leopard) is the source of this 1956-nucleotide messenger RNA. It is a transcript of the gene MUC20, whose product is annotated as mucin 20, cell surface associated. Gene Ontology annotation, biological process: hepatocyte growth factor receptor signaling pathway. The record is from RefSeq and is a predicted model, not a curated record. The transcript has 4 exons. Lineage: Eukaryota; Metazoa; Chordata; Mammalia; Carnivora; Felidae. The coding region runs from base 80 to 1675 and encodes 531 amino acids.
AGGUGGCCCGCCCCUCUUCUCUGGGUUGAGGAAGCAGGAAAAGGUGGCAGUGAGAGGCUUUGGGCAGACGUGCUGGGCAAUGGUGGCCGGAGCUCCUGUUAGGAUGGGCUUUCUCUGGGGCCUGGCUCUGCCCCUUUUCUUCUGCGAGGCUGGGGCCCCCAGGAGCUCUGCAGGCCCUAGCACCAGCAGACCAGACCCUUUGGUGACAACAAACCACAUAGAAGUGAGUACCAUGACUCCGGGGAUCAAGACAAGUUCACAGGGAGCCUUCCAGACGACUGACCUUGUUGAGACCUCCGUGCAAAGCCACAUCCCUUUGGAAACUCAAACCCUGAGCACCCAGACCUUUGAUAGGACCUUAAUCCUGGCCAGCACCAUUUCAGAUGCAGAGAUCAGGGAAACCAAGACCAUUUUUCCUGCAACAGAGACCAGGGCCUUCACAAAAAUGAUACCUUCCAAAUUCAUGGUUGUGAUCACCACUCCUAUGGAGGCAUCAGCCACAAGUGGCAGCCCCACAGGAACUGGAAUGACCACAGUUGAGACGGUUAUAGGCACCGAUCUCGUGGAAUCUGUCUUUGACACCCUUUAUACUGAUGACAGCUCAGAAGAGGCAAAGAGGAUCGUAAUUGACAUCUUGACAUUGGCUCACACCUCUGCAGAAGCCGAGGCCCUGACCUUGGAGAGCAGUGCCUUCUCUGACAGCUCAGUUAUGGCCAUUGCCACCUCACAGGCCCUGGCAUCUGACACCACUGUUCCGGCUAAAGCCUUGCUUGCCUACACCAUCACCGACACUGAGGUUACCAAUUGCAGCAUUGUAGAAAUAGAAACAACUGCCACCACUCCUGGGACCUUGGACACAGAUCAUGAUACCACAGGAGGAAAGGCCCUGUCAGCCUCUGAGGUGUCAGCUUUGCUUGAUUCCACCGAAUCAGAAUCAGACUUCACCAAGACCAUGAUAUCUGCUGAGACCGUGUCAGGAGCCAGAGGCACAGAACCAGUCAUGCUUGAUACCACAGUUGAGACCCCGCUACCUGUUAAUAGCACCAUAGAAGGAGAAAGAGCAGCAGCCAAGACCACCACCCCCAGCACAACUUUGGUGACACUCAGCACGAACCCCUUGGAAGAAACUUCAGCUUUCUCUAUUGAGACAAGUCACACGGAGGUCUCAGUUACAAUCUCCACAGGGACUGGGUCAACUGUGGGCAAAGUGGCUCCCCCUGCUGGACUCUCAGAUAGGGCCUACAGCCACACCCAAGCAACCACUAGCAAGAACUCCACCCCCUCAGAGACUUCAACCACAGACAGCACAACCAAUGGGUCCAUCCCCAUCAACAGAAACCCCUUUCCUUCUGUGCAUCCGACUGUGGCCAACAGCAGCCCAGAGGCAAAUAUCACCUUAGUCAAGACCACAGCCUUAGCAAAGACCUUGAAGACAGCCAGCAUGACUGAAUGGAAGCCCCCAACAGCCAUGCCCACCACUGCUCAGACAAGGUGGACCACAGAAGUUACUGCAGGUGGGGAUGGAGGCUUUUUCCUUCUGCGGCUGAGUGUGGCCUCUCCAGAAGACCUCACUGACCCUAGAGUGGCAGAGAGGCUGAUGCAGCAGCUCCUCCAUGAACUGCAUACUCACAUGCCUCCCAUCCAAGUGUCUCUGCUGCGUGUCAAGAAGGACUAAGGAACAUCAGCUGUGGCCAGGCAUGAUUGUGUGCCAAAGGGGGAAGUGCUGCUGGUGGUCUGGGCCCCCCAUAGACUAGAGCCAAGUUACUGUGCUGAGAUAUACCCGGGAGCUUCCCAGGAGGUCAGCUGGCCUAAGCCCUUUUCCCAGACCUGGCAGCAGGACCCUGACUCACAUAUGCCUGAGUGUGUGGGGGUCUGGGUGGGGGGUGUUCCAAAGAUGUUCUUGGACUUCCUUUGGCACAUGUGUUGUGUUUCAGUAAAGAGUGACUUGAUCACCCA